AUGGGUGCAGGGAUAGCAGGUCCUGAUGAUAUUGCCAUCGUGGGGUAUUCCUUCAAGCUUCCGCAGGAUGUGGACGACGACUCCAGUUUCUGGGAGCUUCUUCAAAAGCGAAGAAACUUGAUGACCGAAUGGCCACAGUCACGAAUCAAUGCUCAGAGCUUUACGGACAGCAGCAACACUAAGUUCCGUGCUACAGGCGGUCAUUUCAUCAAUGAAGAUGUGCGCGCUUUCGACGCUCCAUUUUUCUCGGUCACGGCGAAAGAAGCUGCCGCAAUGGAUCCGCUUCAGCGAUGGACCUUGGAGGUCUCAUAUCGAGCUUUCGAGAAAUCUGGAAUCCCAGUGGAGAGCCUAAAGGGUUCGCGGACGGCAGUCUUUUCUGCCACUAUGAUCGAAGACUAUUCAAACAUGGUUGCUAUGGAUCCUGACAAUGCCGAGCGCACGGCUGUAACUGGAAGUGCGGUUCCUUGUAUCAUUCCGAAUCGCAUCAGCUGGUAUUUUGAUUUGCGGGGCCCAAGUAUCCAUGUGAACACGGCCUGUUCGAGCAGUUUAGCAGCUGUAGACAUGGCCUGCAAGACGUUGACAAGCGGUGAUGCUUCCUGUGCCAUCGUCACGGGAUCCAAUCUUCUUCUCGACCCUGCCGUCUUUCAGAUGUUGUCCACCCAAAACUUCUUGUCUUCCGACAGCAAGUGCUACAGCUUCGACCAUCGUGCUAAUGGGUACGCCAGAGGGGAAGGUAUCCUUGCUAUCGUACUGAAGCCAGUCUCUGCGGCGGUACGAGACGGAGACAUGAUUCGUGCAGUCAUCCGUUCGACGGGCUCGAACCAAGAUGGACGCACUCCAGUUCUUACCCAGCCAAGUCCUCAGGCGCAGGAGGAUCUGAUUCGGCAUGUCUAUAAGCAGGCUGGUCUUUCGUUUGAGCAGACAAGAUAUGUCGAAGCUCAUGGAACUGGGACACCAGUCGGAGACCCGAUUGAGAUGAGAGCAAUUGGUCGAGUGUUCCGCAAAAGUCGGUCCCCAGAAUAUCCUCUCUACGUGGGCUCGGUCAAGGCAAAUAUAGGACAUUUGGAGGCAGCAAGCGCUUUGGCCAGCAUCGUCAAGGCAAUCUUAAUGCUUGAAAAGGGUGUCAUUCUGCCAAAUGCCCUUUUCGAAAAGAUCAAUCCUGCCAUCGAUGUUGACUUUUAUAAUAUCAAGGCUCGUUCUCCAGGCUACGUCCCCACCGAGAGCAUACUAUGGCCAAGUCCUGGGAUUCGUCGGGUGUCAGUAAAUUCGUUUGGGUUUGGAGGUUCAAACUCACACGUCAUUCUUGAUGACGCAUUCUAUUACUUACAGGAUCGGGGCUUGAUAGCGAAUCAUUGUACUAAUUCCGAUAAAGAGGCUAUAUUCCCCGCCUUGCUUCCUGUCAACCGCAUCACACGUCUCAAUGGAGAAGCACACACCAACGGGCAUGGUGUGACGAAUGGGAAAGCGCAACAUAAUGGGCUAUUCGCUAAUAGUGAUCAUCAUGCGAACAUAAAUGGUACUACCCACACAAUCGACAAGAUAACAAGCAACGGGUUCAGAAGAGCUCUUGCCAAUGGAAGCUCUCGAUGCAAUGGCGAGCUAAAUGGUGUCAACGGCAAUCAUGGAGUGCCAAGUCAAAUUGUUAAAACGAAGGUGCUGGUGUUUUCCGCUGCUGACGAGAAAAGCGUUACGCGGAUGAUGGAAGACUACACCCGAUUCUACAAAGAUACGAUUGUCGGCGAUGCCCUCAGACUCGAGAAAUUAUCCUUCACUCUUGCCGCCCGGCGAAGUCAUAUGCUAUGGAGAGCUUUUGCCAUAGCCAUGGAUCCGUCAGGUAGUGAAGAGCAGCAUGGCCUUUCACUGGCUAAGCCAUUGCGAAGCUCGACUGAGACAGGUCUGGCUUUCGUGUUCACGGGUCAAGGAGCACAAUACGUGGAUAUGGGCUGGAGCCUUAUCCAGUUUCCUGUAUUUGCGGACACCCUGAGGCAAAUUGACAAUCUUUAUGGUGAGCUUGGAUGCUCAUGGUCAUUACUUGAUGCGCUGCGAGACAGAGAAACGAUCGACAAUCCAGAAUAUAGCCAACCGCUAUCCACGGCUAUCCAAAUUGCCCUGGUAGAAUUGUUACGGAGCUUUGGCAUCAUGCCUAAGGCCGUGAUCGGUCAUUCUUCCGGCGAGAUUGCUGCCGCGUGA
Messenger RNA from Aspergillus melleus, 2190 nucleotides. RefSeq lists its product as uncharacterized. Gene Ontology annotation, molecular function: fatty acid synthase activity; 3-oxoacyl-[acyl-carrier-protein] synthase activity. The transcript has 9 exons. Bases 1 to 2190 code for a protein of 729 amino acids. Gene Ontology annotation, biological process: secondary metabolite biosynthetic process; fatty acid biosynthetic process. The record is from RefSeq and is a predicted model, not a curated record. NCBI's taxonomy places the organism in Eukaryota, Fungi, Ascomycota, Eurotiomycetes, Eurotiales, Aspergillaceae.